This is a messenger RNA of Triticum turgidum subsp. durum (durum wheat), 579 nucleotides long. The record is from the annotation of a GenBank genome assembly. NCBI's taxonomy places the organism in Eukaryota, Viridiplantae, Streptophyta, Magnoliopsida, Poales, Poaceae.
AUGGCGGCGACGCCUCCUGCCGCCGCCCCCGCGGGCGGGGCGCACAGCGUGUUCGUGUACGGGAGCCUCAUGGCGGACGAGGUGGUCAGCGCCAUCCUCAAGCGCAUCCCGGUCUCCUCCCCGGCGCUCCUCGCCAACCACCAUAGGUUUAACGUCAAGGAUCGUAUUUAUCCAGCAAUCCUACCUGUUGAAAGCAAGAAAGUUGCUGGAAAGGUUAUCAUGGGUAUUUCUGACGCGGAACUCAUUGUCUUGGAUGCAUUUGAGGAUUUUGAGUAUGUAAGGAGAAGAGUUCAGAUAUCACUAACCAUGAUGUUGCUCAAAGAAAGUUUGGCCUUACAGGAUACUUCAGAGACAAUGCAUGCUGACACUUAUGUAUGGAGUGAUGCAGAGGAUCCAGAUCUGUAUGGUGAAUGGGAUUUCGAGGAGUGGAAGAGGGUUCACAUGAAGGAUUUCCUAACGAUGACACUCGGAUUCAUGGACGGACUCGAACGGCCCGAACCGAAGACCCGGGUCGAGACCUAUCAGUCUUUCAUGCACGAGCAUGAACAACCUGAAUCAGGAACCCAGGUCAAGAGCUGA